AUGGUCACCAUUAAUGCUGUUCGGGCUUCGAAUGUCGCAUUCAAAGCUACAGGCACUCCUGGUAUGGUUGCCGUGUUUGCGGGUGCAACAUCAGGUAUUGGUAUGGGUACAUUAAAAGCAUUCAUCAAGUACGCAAAUGCUCCCAAGGCGUAUAUCAUUGGACGAUCCGAACCAGCUGCAGGGUGUCUACUCAAAGACCUGAAACUUUCAAAUCCAUCAGCAUCACUGAACUUCCUUGAAGGCGAGAUCUCUUUAAUCAAGGAAGUGGAUAGACUUUGCAAUGAAAUUAAGAGGAAAGAAGAAAAGGUCGAUAUCGUAUUCUUGAGCGCAGGCUAUUUGUCCUUCGAUGAUCGGAAUGUAAGGCGAGAUUUCAAUAUGAUUAAAGCAGCUAGUAGCGGAACAACUCAAACAACUCUAGCGUUCGAAGAAUUGGCGAAGUCUAACUCUCGUAUAACUUUCUUUCACAAUUCUCCUGGAUUUGUGGAUACUGGGGCUGUUGGUAGAUUGAUGUUUUCUACCACGGGUUUUUAUGCCAUUCCAUCAACUUUCUUUAGAUGGGUAAUGUUGCCUUUUCUCAACUUAUUCGCAACGAGUGUGGAGGAAGCGGGAGAAAGAGGAUUAUUUUUGGCAACUAGUGCGAAGUACCCACCUGCCGAAAUAAGAGAGGGGGCUAGUUCGGGCGUGAAGCUACCUGCGGGUGUAGAGAUUUCAAGGAGUUUGGCGGUUGAUAGACAUGGAAGUUCAAAUGGAGUUUAUAGACUCACGGCGGAUGAUGAGAGUGCACCUGAUGGUGACAUCUUGCCGGAUUAUAGGAAGAACAAUGCAGGAAGAGUUGUCUGGGAGAGCACAAUGCGUUUUUGGGAGGGAGCUUUGGAGAAGGCAUGA
Molecule: messenger RNA, 885 nt
Organism: Botrytis byssoidea
Lineage: Eukaryota; Fungi; Ascomycota; Leotiomycetes; Helotiales; Sclerotiniaceae
Exons: 2
Coding region: 1-885 (294 amino acids)
Biological process (GO): secondary metabolic process
Source: RefSeq, a predicted model, not a curated record